AUGAAAUUAAUUUAUUUUUUCUGUAUUUUUUUAACUUUUUCGUACUGGUCAUUGGCUCAAGAAACAACUGAUGGAUUAUAUCAAGUAGACUUGACUUAUCGCAAUAUUAGUACUAAAUAUUGCUAUGCUUUAGCAUUGAUUAAAACACAACUACUUGAUAAUAUUAUUUCAGGACUUACUUCAAGUAUUACUGAUAUUACUUCAGAUCUUGGUAUUAAUAAUUUACUAUCUAAAAGAGCUGGAAGCUCUCAAGCUAUAGGUGCCGUUAAUUACGCAAAUGAUGUAGAAUGGAUAAGUCAAAUAUCUAUGGGCACACCACAACAAUCAUCUCUUGUGGUAUUAGAUACUGGAAGUGCAGAUCUUUGGAUUCCUUGCAUCGAUUGCUAUAACUGUAAAAAUAAAAGGUUAUAUGAUUACACUCAAAGUUCUACAAUUCAAUAUAAUGGUGAUGAUUUCUCUAUCACUUAUGCGGACGGUUCAAGUUCUAAAGGUUGGAUGGAAAUGGAUACUCUCCAAGUUGGAUAUAUGACUAUUCAAGAUCAGCAAUUUGCCAUGGUAUAUGAUAUGAGUAAAGCAUUCCAAACUGAUGUUAUUGAUGGUGUUGUGGGGUGUGGAUAUGAUUCACUUUCAGUAUAUUCAGGCACUCAGACUCCUCUCACAAAUAUGUAUAAUCAAGGUCUAAUUCCUCAAAGAAUAUUUUCAGUACAAUUGCGUCCAGCACGAAAUAAAACUACUUAUGGUGGAAUCUUCAUCUUUGGCGGUAUCGACUCUCGUUUAUACACGGGUUCUAUAACGUAUACACCUGUAACUUAUAAAUACUUUUGGCAAAUUGGAAUUGAUGCAGUAUUAUAUAAUGGAAAUAAUGUUUUUACAAGUUCAAGAAACAAACAACAAGUUAUAAUUGAUACAGCAACUGCGUUACUUAUAGUAGGAACAAACGUAGCGAGAACGCUGCAUUCAAACAUGAGAGGAAAAUAUGAUUCUUCUUCACAGACAUGGCAAGUUCCUUGUAAUUUGAAUAGUAAUGUACAGGUGUCAAUUAAGAUCAACGGAGUCACACUUCAAAUUAAUUAUCAAGACCUUGUGAGAGAAAGAGUAAGUUCUUUAAGCUCUUGGUGUUAUUCCGGAAUAGCUUCUACUGAUAGCUCGAUCUGGAUUUUUGGAGGUACUUUUAUGAAAAAUUAUUAUGUGAUAUUUGAUCGUGAAAGAGAUCGAGUUGGAUUCGCUACACCUGUUUAUGCUUACUAA
Molecule: messenger RNA, 1248 nt
Organism: Racocetra persica
Lineage: Eukaryota; Fungi; Glomeromycota; Glomeromycetes; Diversisporales; Gigasporaceae
Source: the annotation of a GenBank genome assembly